Molecule: messenger RNA, 1257 nt
Organism: Biomphalaria glabrata
Lineage: Eukaryota; Metazoa; Mollusca; Gastropoda; Planorbidae
Exons: 7
Coding region: 229-1206 (325 amino acids)
Source: RefSeq, a predicted model, not a curated record
GUUAGUCAGACGAUAUACACAAAAUGGCUGUUUAACACAGUCUGUGAACUUUAGAUCUAGAUUUAUCUUUCUGUCUGACAGAUUACAUAAACCCUAUCAUUUGGGCUUGAAGUUUAGAUAGAGAGUUGUUGAUGGACAUUACUGCAAGUUCAUUGACAGCUCUAGUCUGUAAAUGGCAGAGUUCUCAGUUCCCAGAUUGACAUCUCAGCACGAUCAGGGGAUUUACAAAUGGGAACAUGCUGUUCUACAGGUCGUCAAGAAUCGUUAACCGAAGAAUGUCAAGGUCACCACAGCUUCUACAUCCACCCCGAGGGUUCGUUCAACCAGAGUACCUACAACAUUGUCUACAGACCACCACAGUUGAAUGAACGUCUAGCGCCUGGCGAGGCUAAGCCCAGAUUUUGGCUGAACCCGAAUAGCUUUGCCAGCGGCCCUGCAGUGGUCAGUAUAGCGUGGUGCCAGUUAGGACAGACACAUCCAGUGUGUCCCCCACCACGUCCUGUCAAUAAUAAACGAUGGAACAAGAAAAAAACAAACAGAGUCGACUCCGAGAGGAGGCGCGACGCUUGUCUAGUGAUCGGAGACAUGGACAGCCAUCUGGAGGGCAGGGAGAAAAACCUGAUGGUGAAGGCGUAUCCUAAUUUUUUGUCUCCCUACGUGAACAAGUGUGUACGGCUGCGGCUCGUGUUCGCGGACCCCAAGACAGAGCAAAUGGUGGGCGAGCACAGCCACCUGAAGCACGGGCGUGAGUCUGAGACAGACCCGAUGAUGGAGAUGUCCCACCUGGUGAGAAACAUGCACUCCCUCAAGCUGCACCUGAGAUACAGUGGAUUUGUCCCAGGUUUACCGGAAGUACGUGUGGAAGAGAACCACGGCGGAGUGAAGCGGAUGAAGCGAGUUCGUUACCGGGUCAUGCCGGUCAGCUGGAUUGACCUUGACCACCGGAAGCCAAGCAUACAUAUUGUUGGUGAGCAAUUUGAAUUACUGCUCGGCCCUCCACCGCCAUCUUUCACUCCAGCCGAUUUCCCAGACGGAAACGGAGAGACCCCAAGGAUUAUGGGUAUCUACGUCCGCGCCCUGGACACCGACCCAGACACAAGGCUUAAUUUCAACGCCCGCUUGUACCACUGGUUUAACCAAUCCGUAGACACGUGGAAUGACGUCAGCGGACCAGAAUUUAAUACAGACCGAUAUUUGUGUCCUUGACAUUGAAAUUCUUACACCAUCUUCAAUAUACAAUAUAAAAUAUAAAAAGUC